GAUUUAAACAACCUUUUUAUCCAAAAUUAAUUAAAGCUCCUUAAAUAUCUUGCAUCAUUUUCGUUAUUUUCAAAGUGUCUUUUCCAUAUUCUUGAAAAGAAAAAUUUUUUUUCUUUUGCUUUUGCAAAAAUCAUUUUUCACUUAAACCAAUGAGUAGCCAUGGUGUGGCUCACAAGAGGAGAGGGCCUUUGCCAAUAUGUUCAAAGGGAAAUCAUAUUUUUGUACCCUUUGGCCUUUGCUUUCUCUCUGUCAAUAAAAUUCCAUACUAUUUCACGUGCAAUUAUGCUGUAUAUUUUAUGUUUUUUUGUUCAUCAAAUGCCUUUAAAAAGCUCACUUCUCCACCCCAAAGUUGAACUCCCCAAGGCAAAUUGUAUCCCAAUUUUUGUGUUUUUGGGUUUCUUUAGUUUUGAGAAAGGAAGAAACAGAGUGAAAAGAGGAAAAGAAUGGCACUAGAAGCUGUGGUUUUUCAGCAAGACUUGUUUGGUUACAACAGCAAAGAUCUCUACAGCUUGUUAGGGGGGAAUUGGAGCUAUGAUUUUGGCUUGGAAAGAGAAGAUUUUCCUGAUCACAACCAUACAUCUGAUUUGACUAAUAAUAAUUUUGUUCAUGGAGAUUGGGCUUCUUCUUCACCAACUUCAAUGGUUCCACCUCAUUUCAGUGAUCAUCAGCUACACCACCUAAAUUUGUCGUCUGAUGCUGCUAAUGCUAAUGGAUCAUCCUCCUGUGACCCUUCAGCUUUGGAUACUUCAACAACUACUUCCACUCGUCCCAAGAGACGUCGAUCCAAGAGUCGAAAGAACAAGGAGGAGAUCGAGAAUCAAAGAAUGACUCACAUUGCUGUGGAGCGCAAUAGGAGAAAGCAAAUGAAUGAAUAUCUUUCUGUUAUUCGAUCUCUAAUGCCUGAAUCUUAUGUUCAGAGGGGUGAUCAAGCAUCGAUUAUAGGAGGUGCCAUAAAUUUUGUAAAGGAGCUUGAGCACCGUCUGCAAUUUCUAAGUGCUCAGAAAGAGGUAAAAGAAAGAUCAGAUAUUGGUGGUAGCAGCUGCUCAUCUUCACCUUUUGCUGAAUUCUUCACAUUCCCGCAGUACUCAACUAGUCUAACUUGGGAUGAUAAUUCAAUCUCCAUGAAUGAUCAGCCAAUGGUUGAGACUCAAUCUGCCAUGGCUGACAUAGAAGUUACCAUGGUGGAUAGCCAUGCAAACCUCAAAAUAAGGUCGAAAAGGAGACCGGCACAGCUCUUGAAAGUGGUUUCAGGGUUGAAUACUAUGCGGCUCAGCAUCCUCCAUCUCAAUGUCACAACAGUCGAUCAAACUGUCCUCUAUUCUCUCAGUGUCAAGGUAGAAGAUGACUGUAACCUGACUUCAGUGAAUGACAUAGCCUCAGCAGUGAAUCAAUUGCUAGGUAGGAUUCAAGAAGAUGCUAUGUUGAAUUGAAAAUUUCUAUGAUUUUCAGUUUUUCACCCCCCACUGUAAUUUGUUUCUCUUCACUUUUCACCUUCAUAUACCUUAUAUGAAGGACUUUUCUUUCAGUUCCUUUUCCUCAGGUUGUUCCUGAAAUUGCCUAUUGCCACUGAUGUCCCUCUCCAAUUUCAUUCCAGUGUACUUUGUUUUAGGCCACUCUACCCUUCUGGAAAUGAACAAAAACUUCUCUGUUUCUUUCCCCAGAAUCAGAAUUUUC
Messenger RNA from Durio zibethinus, 1674 nucleotides. Its product is annotated as transcription factor bHLH94-like. Lineage: Eukaryota; Viridiplantae; Streptophyta; Magnoliopsida; Malvales; Malvaceae. Gene Ontology annotation, cellular component: nucleus. The record is from RefSeq and is a predicted model, not a curated record. Gene Ontology annotation, biological process: positive regulation of DNA-templated transcription; guard cell differentiation; stomatal complex development. Gene Ontology annotation, molecular function: DNA-binding transcription factor activity; protein dimerization activity.